AUGGUCAGCGCCAGGUGCUGGUACUGGCUUGCCGAUUGUUCUGAACAGGCCGUUUUUAUUGCCCUAGCAAUUGAGGAGUACAAGCCCCUGGAUGCCACCACAAACCCGUCCCUGAUCCUAGCUGCUGCUCAGAUGCCAGCUUACCAGGAGCUCGUGGAUGAUGCUGUUGCCUAUGGGAAAAAACUUGGCGGGUCAGAAGAGGAGCAGAUCAAAAAUGCUUCUGACAAACUUUUUGUAUUAUUUGGAGCUGAAAUACUGAAGAGGAUACCUGGCCGUGUGUCCACAGAAGUAGAUGCAAGGUUGUCCUUUGAUAAGGAAGGAAUGAUUCAAAGGGCCAGGCGCCUCAUUGACCUUUAUAAGGAAGCAGGAAUUGGUAAAGAUCGCAUCCUCAUAAAGCUCUCUUCAACAUGGGAAGGAAUCCAGGCUGGCAAGGUUCUGGAGGCAGAGUACGGGAUUCACUGCAACAUGACCUUGCUGUUCUCCUUUGCUCAGGCUGUUGCCUGUGCCGAAGCUGGAGUUACUCUGAUCUCCCCCUUCGUAGGACGUAUCCUGGAUUGGUAUGUUGCAAAUGGAGAUAAGAAAACCUAUGAGCCUUCAGAGGAUCCAGGAGUGAAGAGUGUCACCAAGAUCUAUAACUACUACAAAAAGUUUGGCUACAAAACUAUCGUGAUGGGCGCUUCGUUUCGAAAUACAGGAGAAAUAAAAGCGCUUACAGGCUGUGACUAUCUCACCAUUUCACCCAAGCUCUUGGCAGAGCUCAGCAAAGAGUACGUCAAGUUAACUCCCACGCUCAGUGUAAAAGAGGCUCAGGCAUGUGAGCUUGAGAAGAUCCACCUGGAUGAGAAGGCAUUCCGCUGGCGCCAUAACGAAGACCAAAUGGCUGUGGAGAAAUUAUCCGACGGAAUCAGAAAAUUUGCUGCAGAUGCAAUUAAGCUGGAGAGGAUGUUAAAGGAGCGAAUGUUCAGUGCUGAAAAUGGAAAGUAGAAAAAUCAGAAUUUUCCUGAGUGGUCAAGGCUGAAUGAGUGGAUCACCUGAGGUUAAAUGGAUGUACAAAUGUCUUACCUGUAAAAGUCUUAUGCUAUGUAUGGAUAGAUUUCUGUAUCAUGCUUUUUUAUCAAUUUGCAAAGGGACAAAUAGAAUUUCAAAUUUUUGUGGCACUUUUGUCAAUACAUGCAAAUUAACACA
This is a messenger RNA of Leptosomus discolor (cuckoo roller), 1185 nucleotides long. Lineage: Eukaryota; Metazoa; Chordata; Aves; Leptosomiformes; Leptosomidae. The record is from RefSeq and is a predicted model, not a curated record.